CACUUUUUGUUUGAUAUUCUCUCUUUCUUUCUCCGCUCAGAUGCCAGUCCAACGCAUAGAAAACUGUCCCUGAGUCAUGUUCCAUGGUUAACCUAUCGACCAUGGACACCUCAAAUUCCUGCCCUGAACCUUGAGAAAAGACCACCAAUUCUCGAAGUUUAACCUGGCAAUCUCUCGCGGCUGCGUCAAUUCAAAGAUGCUCAGAUGCUUCAGCACCUGCAUGAGGUCUCUCAGCCAUGAGAAUCCUCUGAAUCUCCCCCGUCAGUCAGCCAUUCGCAAUGCGCAGUCCAAAGGCCCACCACCGAUGUUACCACGCGCGCAACGCGGGCUCCCCACCAAGCGCCGUCUCCGCAACGUCGCACACACCAUUGCAGUGUCCAGCGCAAAAGGGGGAGUAGGCAAGUCGACACUUGCGGUCAAUCUGGCAUUGUCAUUCUCGCGCCAUGGGCUCCGAACAGGCAUUCUCGACACUGACAUCUUUGGCCCUUCAAUCCCGACCCUCCUCGGCCUCUCUGACGCCCUCGAACCCAAGAUCACGCCCGACACCAAUCUCCUAGUACCACUGACGAGCUACGGCGUCAAGAGCAUGAGUAUGGGAUAUCUGUUACCAAGCGAGUCGGCCCCAGUUGCUUGGCGGGGCCUCAUGGUCAUGAAGGCAUUACAGCAACUCCUCCAUGAGGUCGACUGGGGUUCUCCAGGCCUGGACGUACUGGUGCUGGAUCUUCCCCCUGGCACGGGUGAUGUUCAGUUAACCAUAGGACAGCAAGUCGAGUUGGACGGCGCCGUCGUGGUGUCCACCCCUCAGGACGUCGCACUCAAGGACGCCGUCAAGGGUGUCGCAAUGUUCCGCAAGAUGGACAUCUCCGUCCUCGGCAUGGUCCAGAACAUGAGCGUCUUUGUGUGUCCGCACUGCGGCACCGAGACCAAGAUUUUUUCGCAUGCCGAGCAUGGAUUGGGUGGUGCUGAGGCCAAAGCAAAGGACUUGGGUGUCAACUUUUUGGGUGAUGUGCCACUUGAUGCAAGGAUCUGUGCCGAUGCGGACCGUGGCAUGCCCACUGUUGUCAGCGAGGAGGCUGCGGGCAAAAAGAUCAACACUGUCUACUACGAGGGCAUUGCGGAAAAAGUGGCGAGGCAAAUCGGCUUGCCUUGGACAUGAGUCAGAUAGGUGCACGCUCUACCCGACCAUUUUGUAAGAUUAGCAUCAUCUGUUGAACCAGUGAGCUUUUUUUGUACAGGAAUCCAUUGUGUAUAAUAUCUUGUCUGAACGUUGGACAACAUUAUAUCAGUCAGUUGACCUAGUUACUCCUAGAUGAAUGGACUCGGCGGGCGGCGUAUGGCUGUUUUGGCCUUUGAAGGUGCAUCUUUCACAUCAUUCGCUUACAAUGCAGAAUAUAUUCGC
Molecule: messenger RNA, 1399 nt
Organism: Exophiala mesophila
Lineage: Eukaryota; Fungi; Ascomycota; Eurotiomycetes; Chaetothyriales; Herpotrichiellaceae
Exons: 2
Coding region: 197-1156 (319 amino acids)
Biological process (GO): iron-sulfur cluster assembly; mitochondrial respiratory chain complex I assembly
Cellular component (GO): mitochondrion
Molecular function (GO): ATP-dependent FeS chaperone activity; ATP binding; 4 iron, 4 sulfur cluster binding
Source: RefSeq, a predicted model, not a curated record